Messenger RNA from Octopus bimaculoides (California two-spot octopus), 2463 nucleotides. RefSeq lists its product as uncharacterized. NCBI's taxonomy places the organism in Eukaryota, Metazoa, Mollusca, Cephalopoda, Octopoda, Octopodidae. Gene Ontology annotation, molecular function: zinc ion binding; nucleic acid binding. The record is from RefSeq and is a predicted model, not a curated record.
AUGCCAUUGUGGAAUAAUGUUAACCUUUUAACAUUCAAACAAGCCAGAUCCAACCUCUCAGACCUUUUCUACAAUGCCAUUUUAAAAGUAAACAAUUAUAUCAUUGAAAACAACAGCAACGGUUAUGCAUCUUAUGCCCAGCCUCAUGCUGCUUACCCAAGUGUGCCCUCCACAUACACUGGAGCUGCUUACAGUGGAUACCCUCAGCCUGGACAGACUGCUGUAGUACAGCCGCCACCCCCACCACCACAGGUGCCACCUGCACAACACCAAGCUCCACCACAGUAUCAGGUGCAGCAGCCACCACCACCACCACAGCACCAUCCGCAGUUACAGCAACCCCCUCAGCAGCAGCAGGCCUACCAGCUGCACAGUGCUGCCACACAACAGCAACCAUUACCACAGGCGACCUCGCAUUCUGUCUACCAGCCCCAAGCGCAGCAGCAGCCAGUGCAAGCUGCACCGGCUCAUUCUGCGUAUCAAGCACAGCAGACACCGCCUCAACAGCCACAGCCACCUCCCCCUCCUCAGCAGCCACAACAACCACCUCAGCCCCCACCCCAGCAGCCUCCACCCUCACAAACUUUCCAGUCAUACAAUGCUCAGAUAGCCAAGGCUCGGCCACAGCAGAUUUCGGUGCCAGCUGUGAGCCAGGUGAGUCACUCUUCGAUACCAACUCAGCAAGCUCCGCCUGCUUUUAACUACACCCAAAAUACAACUUACUCAGUUGUGACUGCUACCACAAGGACUACCAUCGGUAACGAGUAUCGGCCCCUUCUAAAGUCCCAGUAUUAUCCCUCAACCGACACCAGUAGUGGUGUGAAGGAUCUCAGCCAGACAGAGGUGUAUCAUGCGAGCAGCCAACAGCCAUCGUUGCAGGCCCAGGCCAGCCAACCGGCUGUUCAGUAUCAGUAUCAAGAACAGAUCAAUGAAUCCCGCUAUCAGUACAAAGAUACGGCCAACAAGACUGUUUACCAAGCCCCCUAUUCAGAUGCCACCCUCAAGAACCAGUAUCAGAUAAGCCCCAAACCUCCGGCCCCAUACCAGGCCACCAACAAGGCUCCAUCCCAGUACCAAGCUGCUGCUGCUGCUGCUGCUGCUGCUGCAAAACUGCCAACACAGUAUCAGUCUAAUGUGAAACCCACAAAUCAGUAUCAACAGAGCAAUAAGCUAGCUGUCUCAUACCCAACUAGCACAAAACCCCCAUCUUCAUACCAAGCAAUAAGUAAAAUCCCUUCUCAGUACACGGCUGUGUCGAAGACAGUCACUCAGUAUCAGAGUGGCACCAAGCCCCAGACACAGUAUCAGAAUACAACAACAAAGAGCCAGGUGUCCUAUCCGCCUGCUGCUAAAAUUCCAACUCAGUACCAGGGCAAAGUGAAAUCAUCGACUCAUUAUCAAAAUCAGAACAGCACAAAGCCUGCUAUCCAAUAUCAGAUUGCUUCCAAAACCCAAACCACUUACCAAACUGGUGCUACACCUCAGUAUCAAGCUCGAGGAAACCUCACAAAACCAGCGUAUCAAGCAAACCUCUCCAAACCAUCUUAUCAGUCUAACUCUAAAUCUCAUUUCCAGUCACCAUAUCAAGAAGCCAACACAAAGCCCCAAUACCAAUAUCGUAAGCCAUCUGCUACUGAAAGCCACUAUGAUCAGUACCAAGAGAGUCACCAGCUGCAUCAAUCUCAUUAUCAGUACCAGCAGAUCAACAGUACCCACGCAAUUGACUCACUGUCCAAACCUGUUGACAGGCAGGUACCGAAGGGCAGAAUCCAGAAUCUACCGGAAGCCGACACAACCAAUGGUUCGCAGUCUGUCAAUGCAGACUCAGCGUUAGAUUCUACCAAAAAUGUGGACACCUCAUCUGCUGUCACCUCUUCCACUCCUAUUUCUGCUACUGCUGACUCCUCAUCAGCCUCUCCAAAAUCUCUCCUGAAGGAAUCGUCGACGUCUGAAAUUCCUGCAGAAAAUUCUCUUCUGGAUGCAGUGAGUUCAAAUUUUGAACCGAAACUAGCAGCAGAUGACGAGAACAGACGCAAGAAGAACAUUGAAAACGGGGAGAAUGAAUCCCCUGCAAUGAAAAUUCUCAAGGAACUCAUGCAGCCUAUGCUGUGCAAGUUGUGCAAUGUUGCUAUGAAUGCUGCAAUUCAGUCAGACCAGCACUAUAAUGGCAAGAACCAUGCCAAAAAAGUGCGGCUUUUCAUGCUGAGUGGUGGCACUCAGUUGCCUGCCACCAAGAACCGCCCUGCCGUUGAGUAUAAGCCAGGACAGGAGAUAUUAGUUUUGACAAACAGUGGGAGUAUAAAUGGUGAGGACAUACUAGCAGAUGAUUCUUACACCAUUUUGCUUAUCGUCAUAGACAGCAAUUUAGCUUGCAUUGUUUCUUGUUUCAGGCACAUGGUAUCGACGAGUCACAAAAAUGAUGAAACAUUGAUAUUUGUUGCUCCUGAAUGGGAUCUAAUGUGA